AUUUACAUUUUCAUUCAUUUAUUUUUCGGUUUGCGUUUGCCUUGAUAAGUGAUAAUUAGCAGUAAAUUCUUGUGCAAGCAGAGAAUGGCCACGAAUGUAACAAAAAUGCAAGUUCUAUCUAUCUACAAAAAUCUGUUGAGGGAGUCGCAAAACUUCGCAAACUAUAACUUCAGAUCGUACGCGCUACGCAGAGUCAGAGAUGCCUUUAAAGCCAAUAAGACAUUGUCAGACUCCAAGCAGAUCCAGAAAGAAUACCAAUUUGCUAAGGAAAAUCUUGCUAUCAUCAGGCGCCAAGCAGCAAUCGGAGACAUGUAUCAGACAGAGAAACUAGUUAUCGAGAACGUCCGAUAGAACAAGUUGUAAGACAAGUUAAGUUAUCCACUCAAGUUAUAUCAACAGAGAAAAUAGUUAGGUUGCCUUACCACUGAGGCAGAGAUGAGUGGAGAUGUGCAGGAAUCAAUUAAGCAUGUGCAGGAAUUAAUAGCAUUGGCCAACGUAUCGGGAUCGGGUGUACCGAUUUAUAUCGUAAGGUUGUAAGGUCGCACACCGCUGUUAUAUUUUAUUUUAUUUGCCUCCAGGACGUAUUUAAUUGCAAAGACACUGUAUUGAAUAUUGCAUUUUAUUAUAGUUUAAUUUAAGUUGAUGUUUAAAUAUAUGAGAUGUAAUGUUUUGA
Molecule: messenger RNA, 673 nt
Organism: Cydia strobilella
Lineage: Eukaryota; Metazoa; Arthropoda; Insecta; Lepidoptera; Tortricidae
Gene: bcn92
Product: LYR motif-containing protein 4
Exons: 3
Coding region: 85-351 (88 amino acids)
Biological process (GO): iron-sulfur cluster assembly
Cellular component (GO): L-cysteine desulfurase complex; mitochondrion
Source: RefSeq, a predicted model, not a curated record